Messenger RNA from Antechinus flavipes (yellow-footed antechinus), 2924 nucleotides. RefSeq names its product phosphatidylglycerophosphate synthase 1 (gene PGS1). Gene Ontology annotation, molecular function: CDP-diacylglycerol-glycerol-3-phosphate 3-phosphatidyltransferase activity. The transcript is spliced from 10 exons. The record is from RefSeq and is a predicted model, not a curated record. The coding region runs from base 502 to 2163 and encodes 553 amino acids. Lineage: Eukaryota; Metazoa; Chordata; Mammalia; Dasyuromorphia; Dasyuridae. Gene Ontology annotation, cellular component: mitochondrion. Gene Ontology annotation, biological process: cardiolipin biosynthetic process.
ACUAGGCAUACGGCUAUUAAGUUAAGGUAAAAGUUAAGGUAGCUUGCAUGAUAUCAAUACCAUGCACUUGGGGGAACGCUUAUGUUUUAACAGGUUAUGUGAAUAUAAGGUGAUUUAGGUAUUUCUGUGUGGGGGGAUUUAUAUCCCAGGCCUGUGUGAGGGUGUAAAGUGCACAGGGCUAACAUUUUGGAAACCUUUACACUUCCCUUUAGAAAAGCGACUCCACUCCUAAGCGUCAGUUUACUAGAUUUAAAAAUGGAGAUCAUAUACAGAACAAUAAAAGUUCUAGCUUGCCUCACUGAGGAUGGGAUGGGGGUUGUGAGAACGAAAUGAAUCUAGGUGUUGGAGAACUCUUAGUACAGUGUAGAGUAAGCCGUAGCGUUGUAGAGUACUAAUUCCUUUUUCUCUGCUGCAGGGCCCCAGGCGCAGGUCCAAACUGAGUCCUCUGGCCGUGCUGUCAAUAAAGUUUCCAGGAGCCGGAAGCGGAAGUUGGGAGUCUCCAUGGCGGCGGUAGCGGCGGGCCCGGUGUUCUGGAGGCGGCUGCUGGGCCUCCUGCCUGGCCGGCCCGGGCUAGCUGCUCUCCUGGGCCGCCUCUCGGACCGACUCAACAGGAACAGAGAUCGCCGCGGCCGGAGGUCACCAUGGCUCCUUUUGGCUCCUUUGCUAUCCCCACCUGUUCCUCAGGUCACCUCCCCACCUUGCUGCCUGUGUCCCGAGGGGGUUCACAGGUUUCAGUGGAUAAGAAACUUGGUUCCAGAAUUUGGUGUUUCUAGCUCUCAUGUUAAGGUAUUAUCUUCUCCAGCAGAGUUUUUUGAGCUCAUGAAGGGACAGAUAAAGACAGCCAAGAGGCGAGUAGUGAUGGCCUCUCUGUACCUUGGGACAGGUCCUUUGGAACAGGAAUUGGUGGAUUGUAUAGAAAGUAGUCUAGAAAGGUCACUCCAAGCAAAUUUCUCUUCAGACCUCAAAGUCUCCAUUCUCUUAGAUUUUACCCGAGGAUCAAGAGGUCGGAAGAACUCUCGCACAAUGUUGCUCCCAUUACUGCGGAGGUUUCCUGAGCAGGUUCGUGUCUCCCUUUUCCACACUCCAAACCUUCGUGGACUUCUCCGCCUCCUUAUUCCUGAACGCUUCAAUGAGACCAUUGGUCUUCAACACAUUAAAGUUUAUCUUUUUGACAACAGUGUGAUCUUGAGUGGUGCAAACCUGAGUGACUCCUACUUCACCAAUCGCCAGGACCGAUAUGUGUUUCUGCAGGACUGCCCAGAGAUUGCUGACUUCUUCACAGAGCUUGUGAAUGCAGUAGGGGAUGUGUCCUUACAGCUUCAGGGUGAUGACUCUGUACAGAUGGUGGAAGGGAUGGUACAUCCUUACAAAGGAGACCAAACAGCAUAUUGUGAGGCAGCCAACAAGAGAGUCAUGGAUGUGAUCAAUGCAGCCCGGACCCGACAGCAGCUGCUCCAUGCCCAGACCUUUCACAGUGAUUCCCUUCUAACCCAAGAAGAUGCAGCAGCAGCUGGUGACCGAAGACCAGCUCCUGAUACCUGGAUUUAUCCAUUGAUUCAGAUGAAGCCCUUUGAGAUUAAAAUUGAUGAGAUUGUUACAGAGACACUGCUGACAGAGGCAGAGAGGGGUGCUAAGAUCUACCUUACUACUGGGUAUUUCAACCUGACUCAGGCCUACAUGGACCUGGUCCUGGGCACUCGGGCUGAGUACCAUAUUCUGUUAGCUUCACCUGAAGUGAAUGGAUUUUUUGGGGCUAAGGGGGUAGCUGGUGCCAUUCCUGCUGCUUACGUCCACAUAGAGAGACAGUUCUACAGUGAGGUCUGUAGCCUAGGGCAGCAGGAACGAGUGCAGCUGCAGGAGUAUUGGCGGAGUGGUUGGACCUUUCAUGCCAAAGGCCUGUGGCUGUACCUGGCAGGGAGCAGUCUGCCCUGUCUCACGUUGAUUGGCUCUCCUAAUUUUGGAUACAGGUCAGUUCAUCGGGACCUGGAGGCUCAGAUUGCAAUUGUGACAGAGAAUCGAGCUCUGCAGCAGCAGCUCCACCAGGAACAAGAGCAGCUUUACCGAAGGUCAGGUUUGGUGUCAGCAGCCACUUUUGAGCAGCCAAGUCGGUAUGUCAAGCUGUGGGUGAAGAUGGUGACUCCGCUGAUUAAGAACUUCUUCUGAGUACAGAACCUUAUGACCAUUUGGAAUGGCUUUGAUGAAGACGACGGGCAUGGGUGGUGUUAACUCCUUCAGCCGAGCUUCUGCAAUGACUCCAGUUUGGGUAUCCCAGCGAGCCCCUGCAAUCAACAACAACAACAUGCUUCAGGCCCAAGGCCUGUGUGAAGGCUGCUAUUUCCCAUUUGGUGUGCUGGCAGUAGUAAGUCAGGGAAGGGGGAAGGGAGAGGCCCUGUCUUUGCUCCUUCCUGCCCUUGGAGAAGUGCUUAUGAGACACGAGUCUUGGCUCCUGAAGAGUAGAGGCUUUUUGCCAGGGCCUGAACUGGCACAGAAAUAGCUAAAAAUGGAAUUUGCUAAAAAUAGGGUUUCAUAGGGGUAAUUACGUGCACGUUACAACUGACUCGGUUAACCCACUAUGCACUCAGGAAUUAUUUAACACAAAACCUUCAGAUGAAUGAAGUUCUCUUGAGUUUCAUCUGUUUAAAAUUGAUAUUUCCAGAGCCUGAUCCCUCAGCCUUCUAUUUGCUGUGGCAGGAAAUCACAGCUCUAGCAGAGAGAGAGAGAGAGAGAGAGAGAGAGACACCAAUCCUUCAUACCUAUAUUUCAUACAGACAUAUAUCUGUCUGUCUUGUGUGUGUAUAUAUCCAUAAAUAUAUAUUAUUAAAGGUAUUUGCUUUUAACCAAACCAUUAUUUCUACUUAUCCUAUUUAAUGAUGUUUUUAUUUUCUGCCUGAAAUUCCAAAAUAAAUACUGACAAGUGGUUGCAA